UUAGUUGGAAGCAACCUGGGAAAGAGGAAGCAUUCAUUCAGUCGUCCAAAGAUGUUUGUGAAGUGAAGGUGUGAACAGGAUUUUGUGCUAUUUUGCCUAUAGUACCAAGUUUGCCUAGCGUGAAUGUGCUUUGUCGUAUCACUCAGGGAAGACACAAGGUUUACACAGGAGAUAUGAGGCUGCAGUUAAAACCUGUUCUUCUAGGGGUUGCAGUGGUAGCUAUAGCAUGCAUGUCCAUCAUUGCACUAAUCCUCACCAUUGUUAAUCGUCAGAAAGUGGAACUGCCAAACUCAACACAGUACGGGAUGGUGUUUGAUGCAGGUUCCUCACACACAGCCCUCUUCCUGUAUCAAUGGCCAGGGAACAAGGAAAACAACACAGGAAUCGUCUCUCAGACUCUAACCUGUGAUGUGAAAGGUGAUGGUAUAUCCAGUUAUGUUACAAAUCCUCCUGGUGCUGGACAGAGCUUAAGAGAAUGCUUAGAUAUUGCAAUGGCAAUAGUCCCUGCAAGUCAGCAAAGGAUAACACCAGCCUACCUGGGAGCCACAGCAGGCAUGAGGCUUCUCAGUUUACAGAACAAAACUCAGUCAGACGAAAUACUUAGUGAGGUGACCAAAACUAUGCAGAGUUAUCCCUUUGAUUUUCGUGGGGCCAGAAUUAUCACUGGUAUGGAGGAGGGAGCCUAUGGCUGGAUCACCAUUAAUUAUCUUCUGGAGCGCUUUAUUAAGUAUGCAUUUAAUGGUAAAUGGAUUCACCCUAAAGCUGGGAAUAUUUUUGGAGCUCUGGACUUAGGUGGUGCAUCCACACAGAUUUCCUUCAUACCAAAAGAUCCAGUUAAAGACCCACAGUCUGCUUUUGACCUCCAGCUCUAUAGCUACAGGUACCAGCUGUACACACACAGUUACCUGUGCUAUGGCAAAGAUCAAGCCUUGAAGAAACUCCAGGCAUAUCUUCAGAAGACUACUAGCACCCCUUCUGUUGUUGAUCAUCCAUGCUAUCACAAGGGCUACAAUCUGACGGUAAAGCUGGGAGACAUUUACGACUCACCUUGUGUGGCCAAGCCAACCCCUUAUGACCCCUCGGUACAGGUCACUUUCCUAGGGACUGGUGAUUCUGCAUGCUGUAUCUCUCUGAUAGAGAAGAUUGUAAAUGUGACGAACUGUUCACUUUACCCAGACUGUGGCUUUGAUGGAGUUUACCAACCUCCUGUCAAUGGAGAGUUUUUUGCUUUUUCUGCAUACUUCUAUACCUUUGACUUCCUUGGUCUUGCACCAAGGGCUUCGUUGUCUCAUGUCAAUUCCACCAUUGAGUCUUACUGCAACAAAACCUGGAUGACACUUGUCACAGAAUAUCCAAAGGUGAAAGAGAAGUAUCUCAGAGAUUACUGUUGUUCAGCUCAUUAUAUCAUGGUCAUUCUCCUCAAAGGAUACAAAUUUGAGACCAGCUGGGAUAAAAUCUCCUUUCAAAAACAGGUGGCGGACACUGACAUAGGCUGGACUUUGGGCUAUAUGCUGAACCUGACCAAUCUGAUUCCCUCUGACCGCCCUCUAGUGGUAACAGGGGUCCAAACCAGUCAAUGGGCAGCAGAGGUUUUCUUCAUUGUCUUUGUACUUUUUCUCAGCCUGGCUGUUUUUACCAUUUUAUGUGUGUGGGGUCCAUCCUCAUAACGACAAACAUUGUGGAAUUAUGUGAAUUAUACCAGGGUUGGGAUAAAUUACAUUUUUGUUCCACAGCUUAAUUUCAGUUCAGUCAGUUCAGCUUAAUUUAAGUCAGCUUAAUUUAAGUUUCAUAUUUAAUUCAUAUUGUCCAAUAUCUUUGAAGAACACCACAAAGUUUACACAACAUAUUACACAAUAUUUCACAUGACUCAUUGCUAAAUGCAGUUGUAAUACGACUUACUGCCCUGAUCUUAAUCCAACCCUGCACUGAAUUCAGGAAGAUAAUACAAAAGAAACAGUAAUAUAAGGUAACAGUAAAGUAACAGUAACAGUGUGUCUUUUAUCCACUAGUUUCCAUCAGAAUUGUUAAGUUGCAUAGAACAGCACAAAGCGUGUAAAAAUCUAGAUCUACAUAAACAGCACAAGAAUGGAUUAAAAGUGAAUGAAGACAAUGGAAAUAUUUUUUUUUAAAUACAGUGAACCUUCUAUAAUAUUCUCUAUAUUAUUCCAUAUUUUGCACACAUAUAUUUGAUCAAGUGUAUGGACAAAGAUGUAGGUGUGUGUGUGUGUGUGUGUGUGUGUGUGUGUGUGUGUGUGUGUGUGUGUGUGUGUGUGUUUGUGUAUGUAUAUGUGUGUACGUGUGUGUACAGCGAAUGUGUUUUCAACAACAACCUGACUUCUUAUUUUGUGGCUUUGCCUGUAAUGUUGUAUAUUCCUCCUCUUUCCUCACUCUCUGUUUCACCAGUAACCUAGUGAUAAUAAGAAACACACAAAGAGUGAGCAAGUUGUUUCACAAUAAAAUGAUUAAACUGAGUUAAUAUA
Molecule: messenger RNA, 2480 nt
Organism: Ictalurus punctatus (channel catfish)
Lineage: Eukaryota; Metazoa; Chordata; Actinopteri; Siluriformes; Ictaluridae
Gene: entpd8
Product: ectonucleoside triphosphate diphosphohydrolase 8
Exons: 10
Coding region: 174-1667 (497 amino acids)
Biological process (GO): nucleoside diphosphate catabolic process
Cellular component (GO): plasma membrane
Molecular function (GO): GDP phosphatase activity; UDP phosphatase activity
Source: RefSeq, a predicted model, not a curated record